AUGGCACCUAUCACCAAUGGGGCGCCCGCCCCGAAGAAGAGAAUCGCAGUCAUGACAAGUGGGGGAGACUCACCUGGAAUGAAUGGCUCAGUACGCGCAGUCGUCCGGAUGGCAAUCGACCAAGGCUGUGAAGCUUACUGCGUCUAUGAAGGGUACGAGGGUCUGGUACAGGGCGGCGACCUCAUACGUCAGGCGCAAUGGGAAGACGUUCGAGGUUGGCUGUCGGAAGGAGGCACUUUGAUUGGUACAGCAAGGUGCAAAGCGUUUACAGAAAGACCGGGGCGGUUGAAGGCGGCGAAGAAUAUGAUCGACAAGGGGAUCAAUGCACUAGUCAUCUGCGGAGGGGAUGGUAGUCUGACUGGAGCCGACAAAUUCAGAGGGGAAUGGCCCAGUCUGCUCGAGGAGCUUGUGAAGAACGGGGACAUCAGCACAGAGCAGCAGAAGACAUUCCAAUAUCUGAACAUUGUCGGCCUAGUGGGAUCAAUAGACAACGAUUUUGCCGACACGGAUGCUACAAUUGGCUGCUACUCUUCACUGGGCAGGAUAUGUGAGGCCGUGGACUACAUCGAUGCUACCGCAUUCUCACAUCAGCGGGCUUUCGUGAUCGAGGUCAUGGGGAGGCAUUGUGGUUGGCUUGCACUUAUGGCUGGUGUGAGCACAGGGGCAGAUUUUAUCUUCAUUCCUGAGAGUCCACCAGACCGAGACUGGGAGGAUCAAAUGUGCGACAUCAUCUCCAAGCACCGAAACCUUGGAAAGCGGAAAACGAUCGUCAUAGUCGCAGAAGGCGCACACGACCUUGAUCUAACCAGAAUAUCACCUAACAAAGUUAAAGACCUGUUAUCCACCAGACUGAAGCUCGACACCCGGAUCACAACCCUCGGACACGUACAAAGAGGCGGUAACGCUUGUGCCUAUGACCGACAGCUAUCUACUCUACAGGGUGUGGAAGCUGUCAACGCAGUACUUGAGGCCACACCAGAAACACCAUCCAAGUUCAUCGCCAUCAUAGAAAACAAAAUUGUCCGAAACCCUUUGAUUGAGGCCGUAAAGUCGACUCAAGAAGUGGCUGAAGCUAUCAAAGCUAAAGACUUCAAAAGAGCCUUAGAUCUGCGGGGGCCAGAAUUUGCAGAAUACCAUCAGGCUUAUAUGAUGACCACCGCCACGGAUCAACCUGCCUUACGCUUGCCAAAACAGACACACAUGAACAUUGCCAUCAUCCACGUAGGAGCCCCUGCUGGUGGAAUGAAUUCAGCCACCAGAGCAGCCGUAGCAUAUUGUCUUUCUAGAGGCCACACACCGAUCGCCAUACAUAAUGGCUUCCCAGGGCUCGUUCGUCACCACGCCGAUGAGCCUGUCGGAUCCGUUCGCUACGUACAGUGGCUGGAUGUCGAAGGUUGGAUCAGUAAGGGUGGAUCCGAGAUCGGCACCAACCGAGAUCUACCCUCGAAAGUGGGCAUGGGCGAGACCGCAGACUGCUUCAAUAUUUAUAAAUUCGAUGCACUGUUCAUCAUCGGAGGCUUUGAAGCCUUCACGGCGCUCAGCGAGCUCCGAAAAGCGCGACCGGAUUACCCAGCUUUCCGGAUACCGAUGAUGCUGCUACCUGCAACCAUUAGCAACAACGUCCCGGGCACCGAGUAUUCGGUAGGAAGCGACACAUGUCUCAACGCGCUGACCUCAUAUUGUGAUGCCAUCAAACAAUCAGCAUCGGCCUCACGACGACGGAUUUUUGUAGUCGAAACUCAAGGUGGCAAAUCUGGCUACAUUGCAACAAUGGGCGCUUUAGGCAUCGGGGCCGUAGCAGUCUACACGCCUGAAGAGGGCAUCAAUCUCCAAAUGCUUGGCCGGGAUAUUGAACACUUGAAACAAAGCUUUGCGAAAGACAAAGGCCAAACACGCGCUGGGAAACUCAUCCUAUGCAACGAGCACGCAUCAGAAACCUACACCACCGAAGUCGUUGCCAGCAUGAUCCGUGAAGAAUCCAAAGGCCGCUUCGAGUCCCGCUUCGCCAUUCCCGGUCACGUCCAACAAGGCGGCACGCCCUCCCCUAUGGACCGCGUCCGCGCAGUCAGGCUCGCGGUGAAGUGCAUACAAGCGAUAGAGCAGUACGCGGGCAAGUCGAAAGAGGAGAUCAUGGAAGAUGACCUCAGUAUGGCUGUUAUUGGAGUCAAAGGCAUCAGCGUGGUUUUUGGAGCCAUGGAGAGGCUGGAGAGGGAAGAGACGAAUUGGAAUCAUAGGAGGCCGAAGGAUGAGAGUUGGUUGCAGUAUAAGAAGACGGUUGAUACGUUGAGUGGCAGGCCGAGGCCGGAGGAUUGUUGUACUAGCUGUGGGAAGAUGAGGUAG
This is a messenger RNA of Letharia columbiana, 2340 nucleotides long. RefSeq lists its product as uncharacterized. The coding region runs from base 1 to 2340 and encodes 779 amino acids. NCBI's taxonomy places the organism in Eukaryota, Fungi, Ascomycota, Lecanoromycetes, Lecanorales, Parmeliaceae. Gene Ontology annotation, cellular component: 6-phosphofructokinase complex; cytoplasm; mitochondrion. The transcript is spliced from 4 exons. The record is from RefSeq and is a predicted model, not a curated record. Gene Ontology annotation, biological process: fructose 1,6-bisphosphate metabolic process; fructose 6-phosphate metabolic process; canonical glycolysis. Gene Ontology annotation, molecular function: 6-phosphofructokinase activity; identical protein binding; AMP binding.